ACUUUACGGAAUGACGUCAUAGGUCAGACGCACAGUACACGAAACAUGGCGGCGCAAACGAAGAAAGUGUUCGAGAUUUUCGUGACUAAAGUACCAUGGACCAUAUCCUUCAAGGAGAUGAGGGAGUACUUUGGACAGUUUGGUCAAGUUAAAAGGUGUAUGAUACCAUUGGACAGGGCAACAGGCUUCCAUAAAGGUUAUGGCUGGGUUGGAUUCUCAUCAGAAGAAGGAUUAAACAAUGCACUGCAGAAAGACCCCCACACUCUGGACGGAGCCAAGCUCCAGGUCCAGAGGAACAGACGUCCGUUCACAGAUCAGAAGACAAACAAAGACAGUGAAUUUGACUGACUUUAAAGCAACAAAUUAAAGAUACUCUGUUGAAAUUCUCAGACACAGAGUCUCUCAGUCUGCACCAACUGCUUGAUAUGUGACAUGUUUCUAAAUCUGUUUGGGCCCAUAGGAAACUUAAGACCAAAACACAACCACUAGUGUUUAAUUUUCCAUUCUGUAUUCUCUGUUGGGCCCCUCCCUGAGAGUUUUCCUGCACAUUUAGGGAGUUUGGGUCCGAGCAUUUUUGUUUCUGUACUGAUGGACACUAUACAAAUAAAGAUUGAUUGAUUGAUUGAUUGAUUGAUUGAUCGAUGGGAUGAGCAGCGCUAAUGGUAUGUCUUUAUUUAUUGUCAGUGAUGGCGCUGUGCUUCCUGUAACAAUCCUGUCACAUACUCUCAACAAUACAAAGCAGGUUUAAGCUUUCUUGAAAGGUCUAUGAAGUGUUUGGCAAUAAAAAAAUGUGUUUUAUUCUAA
This is a messenger RNA of Labrus bergylta (ballan wrasse), 804 nucleotides long. RefSeq names its product SRA stem-loop interacting RNA binding protein (gene slirp). Lineage: Eukaryota; Metazoa; Chordata; Actinopteri; Labriformes; Labridae. The record is from RefSeq and is a predicted model, not a curated record. Gene Ontology annotation, molecular function: RNA binding.